UCUUUCGUCCACUAGCUCGCUAAAUACUACUCGCCUUAACUCAAACUACAUUCUAUAUUCAAUCAUGGCCAAGGGAAAGAAGUCUGCUGACGCCAAGGGAAGCCAGAAGCGCCAGAAGAAGGUCCUUCGCGAUAACAUCCGCGGCAUCACCCGUGGUUCCAUCCGUCGCCUUGCCCGCCGUGGUGGUGUGAAGCGCAUCUCGAGCGAGAUCUACGAGGAGGUGCGACGUGUGCUGAAGAGCUUCGUGGAGGGUGUCGUGCGUGAUGCCACCUCCUACACCGAGUACGGCCACCGCCGCACUGUAACCGCGUCCGAUGUUGUGAAUGCCCUGCGCAAGCGUGGUCACAUCCUCUACGGCUACGCGUAAGACCGUGACGCACUCGCAAAUCCUCCUUCAAAUGUGAGCAAAGUGUAUUUUAGUGGAACCAUGGUUCCACUAAAACUCCAAUUAUAGAGUUUAUUAUUUUACUUCUUUUUUGUUUUUUAUUUUUCAUAUUUUGAUAUUAUAAAGAAUUCGAAAUAUUUAUCAUUUCUUUUUUUAUUUGCUUACCCUGUCAGUGAUGAUGAUUCAGAAAAGAGAAACCAAUAAAUAAAAUAUACGGAUUA
This is a messenger RNA of Phytomonas sp. EM1, 606 nucleotides long. The record is from the annotation of a GenBank genome assembly. NCBI's taxonomy places the organism in Eukaryota, Euglenozoa, Kinetoplastea, Trypanosomatida, Trypanosomatidae.